Messenger RNA from Pelodiscus sinensis (Chinese soft-shelled turtle), 465 nucleotides. NCBI's taxonomy places the organism in Eukaryota, Metazoa, Chordata, Testudines, Trionychidae. The record is from RefSeq and is a predicted model, not a curated record.
AUGUUGGGAGUCGUCCCGGCCGUUGCUGGUAACUACGCCCCGGUUGAGCCUUCUGAUACUAUAGAAAAUGUGAAGGCCAAGAUCCAGGAUAAGGAAGGAAUUCCUCCUGAUCAACAAAGACUUAUUUUUGCUGGCAAACAGUUGGAAGAUGGACGGACGCUGUCUGACUACAAUAUUCAAAAGGAAUCAACUCUUCACCUUGUGCUGAGACUUCGUGGUGGUGCUAAGAAGAGAAAGAAGAAGUCUUACACUACCCCCAAAAAGAACAAGCAUAAGAGAAAGAAGGUUAAGCUUGCUGUACUUAAAUAUUACAAGGUGGAUGAGAAUGGUAAAAUCAGUCGUCUGCGCCGAGAGUGCCCCUCUGAGGAAUGUGGGGCUGGAGUCUUCAUGGCCAGUCACUUUGACAGACAUUACUGUGGCAAGUGCUGUCUGACAUACUGCUUCAACAAACCAGAAGACAAGUAA